This is a messenger RNA of Asterias rubens (European starfish), 1911 nucleotides long. RefSeq lists its product as uncharacterized. Lineage: Eukaryota; Metazoa; Echinodermata; Asteroidea; Forcipulatida; Asteriidae. The record is from RefSeq and is a predicted model, not a curated record. Bases 22 to 1911 code for a protein of 629 amino acids. The transcript has 11 exons.
AAGCUGGUGUUUCACAGGAAUAUGGCCAAUAUGUACGCAAGAGUUAUAGCCGUUACUUCGGUCCCACCUGACCAAAGAGCCGACAAAGACAUUGAGUUACUGCUUCCAUGGUUUAAACGCAAAACUGAGCUGUUUUCUUCAUUGCAUAACGAUGUAACCAAGGAUAUUAUCAAGAACUGUGUGUUUCGCAGAUAUGGAACAGAUGACGUCAUCAUAAAGCAGGGAGACAAGGGUCAUAGUUUUUUCAUCGUGUUAAACGGUUCAAUAUCAGUUUACAUCGCCGCCGACGAGGAUGAACCUUCUACCAGCACCCCCAGCGAUGACCCAGAACAACCCAGAACCAUUAGGGAUGAGCUGGGCACAUGCGUGAGAUCACUUGGCCCUGGUACGAGCUUCGGUGAGCUUGCCCUUAUCGACUCCGGGAGCAUUCGGAAGGCUUCGGUUAUUGCCGAUGAACCUUCGGAUUUUAUCGUUGUUGAUCGGAAGUUGUACAGCCGCUCGCUAAAGGUCGCCCAGAAACGAGAUCUUGAAGAAAAGAAGGAGUUUAUAGAAAACCAUCCUCUUUUUGAUAAGUGGAAGGCUCGACACAAGUCUAUUCUUGCGUUGAGUUUACGGCGCAAGAGGGCGCUAUUUGGAAAUCGUUUGGUUCAACAAGGAGCAGUCGUACAGAACUUGCAUUUCAUCUUAAAGGGACAAGCAAAGGUGUCGAUAUCUCCAUGGCGACAACCAAACCGAAUGAUUAUCGAAAGAGACUUUGAGCAAAGGCCUGCAACAGCAAUUAACGGUACCAAAACGACUGAAACCAAGACUAGGUCAAAGAGCGCCGCCAACGAUAUGAUCAUCGAUGUUUGCACAAUUGGCCCAGGGGACAUAAUAGGUGACUUGGAGGUGGCGUGUGACAUCUCUGCGCAUGUGCAGACUGUCACGUGUCUCGAAACUGUAGACACCUUCUUGUUAGAUUGUGAUAAUUUCAACAAGUUGGUGACGUCAAAGAAGAAUACAAACACAUUGGAUGAAUUGAGAGUUGCAGCAAAGAUUAAACUAACAGGACGGGCAUACAGAGCCCAAAAUGAACCGUUGAUCUCAUUUUUGGAAACUCUACUCAAGAAAAUCACAUCAGGAGAACCAACCCCAGCAUCUCAAGACGACAUGCGCCCUGAUUACUGGAUGAUCCAUCGAGGUCCUCUCAUAGACAAGAUCGGACCAGGGUCACUGUACCAUCGAGUUCAGAUGCUGAACGAAAAGUUGCGCCGGAAGAGGGAACGGCGAGAGAGGCAGAAGGCUGUUGAAAAUCCAGGGGAGAGUUCUUCGAAUGAACUCAACAAAAUUACAGACGCUAAGAUUAAAGCUACAAUUCAUCCAGAGUUUAUGUCAGCUUUUGUAGCUGAACAAUCAGAACGAAAUGAAGGAACAAAAGCUGAAAUCAGUCAAAUAAGCAGAGUCCCAUCAUCACCAUUAGAAAUUAAGUGUAAAGACGAGAGACAGGAAUCCAAUGGAAACCAACUCGGGGAAAAGCAAAAAAUUCAUGGAGUGCCCCAACUUUUCCCAACACUGCCUGAGAAUAAAUGGGCAACACAUAGACAUCCAUCGACAGCAAAUAGCAGCAGUGUGCAGCACUUUCAUAGGCGAAGUCCUUCCAGCACACAAGUUACUAUUCCUGCCAAUUUCCUAAAUCAAAAUCACCGACGAAACAUUUCUAAAAGUGUGACAAUCAGCAGGACAGAGAGUAGAACACGAUGGGUGAGGUCGGCUCCUGCAACGGUAUCAACAUCCCCCAAUGCACGCCGGACACCGGAAGACUCUGAUGAAGUUUGGCAAAGACAGUACAGCGCGGCGGAAUAUAAAGGCCUAAAGGAGAAGCUAAGACUUCAAGAAAAAAGACACAUUCGUUAUCUAUAUUCCCUCUGGUAA